AUGGCUCCAAAACAUGGCCAGUGGCCACACCUUCGGCCAGGGGAACUGACCCUCCUUGAUUAUGCUGCAGAUGACACCCGCGAUGUGAUGACGCUCUCGGACAAAGAAGCGCUCGUCCUGCAGCUCGCCGAACAGAUCCAGGAACAACAACUAGAAAAAGCGUUACUAGAACAAGAAUCGGAGCCAUUGUCCGGUGACAAUGUGGAAGAGGAGCUCGCGACCGCGCAACGCGAGUUUUUAGAGGCGCGAGCUACCUACACCGUCAGAAGGAAAGCAGCGCGUACCAUCCUCAUGACUGACCCGAUCUUGAAAGCGGUGCACCUGAAGGCGACCACCCCCCCUGAAAAGUAUGUUGGAAUCCCUUGUCUAUAUGCGCCGCGUCUCAUGAAAUCUUGCAGAGCGCUAUUUCGCCUGGUCAACCGUCGCGACGAGCUAGCCCUCGCACAUGAGAACCUAGCCUCCGUCCACAACGCAGUUCUGAAACAGCUCUCCAACUUGAAGGUCGAGAAUUUACAGGUCAACCGGAAGAAUCAAGAAUUAGUGAGCCAACUAUUACAGCUCACGAAACAGGAUUCUUCCUGGCGUGAAAGGCUUCAAGAUGCGAAGCUCGCGUCGCAGCUAGAUGAGCUCGAAGCUGAACUCAAAACCAGCAAGGCGAAAUGGGACACCAUGAAGAACAUCGCUAGCGCUAUGGUAGUCGGCAGCGGGCUAAACUGGGCUGAGGACGAUGAUCUACAAGCUCUUGUUCUGGACGAGAGUGACGAUUAA
Penicillium longicatenatum is the source of this 768-nucleotide messenger RNA. Its product is annotated as centromere protein H. The transcript has 2 exons. Gene Ontology annotation, biological process: kinetochore assembly. The record is from RefSeq and is a predicted model, not a curated record. The coding region runs from base 1 to 768 and encodes 255 amino acids. Gene Ontology annotation, cellular component: kinetochore. NCBI's taxonomy places the organism in Eukaryota, Fungi, Ascomycota, Eurotiomycetes, Eurotiales, Aspergillaceae.